Zalophus californianus (California sea lion) is the source of this 4696-nucleotide messenger RNA. RefSeq names its product coiled-coil domain containing 85C (gene CCDC85C). The transcript has 7 exons. Lineage: Eukaryota; Metazoa; Chordata; Mammalia; Carnivora; Otariidae. Bases 94 to 1440 code for a protein of 448 amino acids. Gene Ontology annotation, cellular component: apical junction complex. The record is from RefSeq and is a predicted model, not a curated record.
CCCUGCCCGUGAGCGGACCGGCCCAGCGCCGCCCCGGCGCGGGGAGCGCCGGCCGGGCGAGGGCGCGGGCGAUGCCGCGGUGACGGCCCCGCCAUGGCGAAGCCCCCGGCGGCGGCGGCGGCGGCGUCGGAGGAGCUGAGCCAGGUGCCGGACGAGGAGCUGCUGCGCUGGAGCAAGGAGGAGCUGGCGCGGCGGCUGCGGCGCGCAGAGGGCGAGAAGGUGGGCCUCAUGCUGGAGCACGGCGGCCUGAUGCGCGACGUGAACCGGCGGCUGCAGCAGCACCUGCUGGAGAUCCGCGGCCUCAAGGACGUGAACCAGCGGCUGCAGGACGACAACCAGGAGCUACGCGAGCUCUGCUGCUUCCUCGACGACGACCGGCAGAAGGGGCGCAAGCUGGCGCGCGAGUGGCAGCGCUUCGGGCGCCACGCGGCCGGCGCCGUGUGGCACGAGGUGGCCCGCUCGCAGCAGAAAUUGCGCGAGCUCGAGGCGCGCCAGGAGGCCCUGCUGCGCGAGAACCUGGAGCUCAAGGAGCUGGUGCUGAUGCUGGACGAGGAGCGCGCGGCGCUGGCGGGGGGUGGGGGCGGCGCGGGCGGCGGCAGCGGCGGCGGCGGCGGCGGCGGCGGCGCGGGCUCCCGCAGCUCCAUCGACAGCCAGGCUAGCCUGAGCGGGCCGCUGGCCGGCGGCGCGGCGGGCGCUGGGGCCCGCGACGUGGGCGACGGCAGCAGCACGUCGAGCGCGGGUAGCGGAGGCAGCCCGGACCACCACCACCACGUCCCGCCCCCCCUGCUGCCCCCCGGGCCGCACAAGGCCCCCGACGGCAAGGCAGUGGCCACGCGCCGGUCCCUGGACGACUUGUCCGCGCCACCGCACCACCGAAGCAUCCCCAACGGCCUGCACGAUCCCUCGUCCACCUGCAUCAGGCAGCUGGAGACCAAGGUGAGGCUGCUGGAGGGUGACAAGGCCCUCACGCAGGUGCCUGUCCUGCUUGCUGCAGCCACUGGACAGCAGAAUGAAGGCCAGGACCACGAUCUGGACCUGAAGCCUUGGCAGGCAGGCUCUGGAGAGUUCCGGACUCUGCGGAAAGGCUUCUCCCCGUACCACUCGGAGUCCCAGCUGGCGAGCCUCCCGCCCUCCUACCAGGACUCCCUGCAGAACGGCCCAGCUUGCCCGGUAUCUGAGCUGUCCUCACCCCCCUCCGCCAGCUACAGCUCUGCGGGACAGAAGCCAGAGGCUGUUGUGCACGCCAUGAAGGUCUUGGAGGUGCACGAGAACUUGGACCGGCAGCUCCAGCACAGCUGUGAGGAGGACCUGAGUGAGAAGGAGAAGGCCAUCGUCCGCGAGAUGUGCAACGUGGUCUGGCGAAAACUGGGAGACGCGGCCAGCUCCAAGCCCUCCAUCCGGCAGCACCUGUCUGGGAACCAGUUCAAGGGGCCUUUGUAGGGCCGCGCCUCCGUGGACGUGGACUGGCCCCGCGGGGCGCCCAGGACGAGUCGCAGCCACCAUGUUCGUUUCCUGUGGUGAAUUGUACAUAGGCCGCCGCCCGCCGUGGCCCGGGCCCCCUCCGUCUCCCUCCUCACACACCAGCACACGGAAGACGAGAGGCUGCCGGCUGUGCCCCGCGGCAGAGCGGCCCGGACAGCCUCGUUCCUGCUCUGGGGCCCCACUGCCGAGAGGCCGAAGGCCGCUCUGGGACGCCGGGCCCCGGGGUCACCCCAGGCUGGGCCCGGCCUUGGCGGAGGGGCACCUCAUCGAGCCUUCCACCCCCAGGCUGCCACCCACGCUGGGCAGAGGCCACUGGCAGCUAGACCUGACGCAGGGGGCACCGCUUCUCACCCCUCCGCUGCGGCCUGAACACCAGCUCACCGAGCACUGCGUCCCGAGUCGCGGACAGGGAAGCUUGGUGCGUGUGGCUGGCUGGAGGCCCCGAGGCCCUUUCCUCUGGCACCCCCCCCCCCCCCCCCCCCCCCGCCGCCCCAUGCCCAGCUCCCUGCUGCAAGCUGCUGCUUGGUUUCAGGGUUCUUGCCCCCAGCCCCAAACACACACACUCGCUGCAGAGUCCCCCCACCCUGGGCCAGGUCGUGCCCUAGCUUUUCGGGUCCCUCCUGCCCAGUGCCCGAGGCCUCUCCAUUUCUGUGGUUCACAUGAUGGGCCAGGGAGGUAGGAGGCUGAGCCCCACGCUCGCUCUCUAGGUGGGCAGCACCGGGCUGAGCUGGGCCUCUGGUAUCCCCCAGAGCCUGGCCCCAGCCAGGGUCACUGUGGACAGAGCUACAUGGACUGGCCCUUGGGAGACUUCUGCCCUCUCUGGAAGGAGCCUGACCUGGCUCUGGCUUUAAUUGGCUGUGUGACCUUCAGCAAGUCACUCAGCUUCUCCGGGCCCCUAGUGGGAAAAGGAGGCCUCAGGUUCUCUGGGCCGUGCUCACCACCUGAGGCCACCGGCUUUGUUCAGCCUGGGCCUCCGUCGCGGCCCGCGCGCCCAGGUGGUCCAUCCAGCCAGAGGCUGCUGCUGGCGGGGCUGGAUGGAGCCAGGGACCGAGCGGGGUUCCACUGCCUUGCUGCCUCCUCAUAGGUGCUGUCACCUCCCCUCCCUGAGCCUCAGUGUCCUCCACUGGAGAAGGGACAGCCUCAGGCCCUCCUCGCAGGGCUCGGGAUCGAACGAGACCUUCAGUGUAAAUGACCAUGUACAAACUAUAGAGUGUGAUAGAGAGACGUUGAAAUUGGUGAGGAAGGUGAGGCCCAGAAGGUGGGUGAUAGGGGGCACAUUACAGACGAGCUCCCGGAUGCUGGGAGGUGGGCGGGCCACUGUGAAUGCUGUUGGCGUCGGCCCUGACGGCCACUCGGUCCCUCCCUCCUCCUUCACUGUCCGGUGGUUGCUCAGCUCCGUGCCGCAAGCAUUGACGAGCCCAGAAGACCGCUUUUGCAGCAGGCAGGCCUCGUCCAGGCCCACAUGAGGGACGGGGGCCGGGCGAGGGGAUGGGGGAGGCCACCCUGUUCCUAGAGCCCCAGCGGGAACUCUGCGUCAUUCCCGCUGCCUGUCGGCCAUCGGCGCCCUUGGGUCGGUCGUGCACUCUCAGGGGAAAGGCUCGCAGCCCUCAUUGUGCCCAGGGAGUGCCAAGUGGGGGGCUGGUGGUGGCGACAGGCGUGUUCCUCUUGCGCUGGGUGUUACAGGGAGCUCUGGGCUCUUCCUGGAGGGAGCUUGCCAGCAGGUCAGGUGGUGAGCUACCUGUCACUAGGGGUAUGCGUUUGAAGCUGGGGAACACCCUUGGUCAUGGUACCAGGCAAUUCUUGUCCUAGUGGGCAGUGAGCUGGGAGGUAGAGGCCCCCUCUGGAUCUUGGAGUCCAAAGAACCAUAGAGCAGCCCGGGGUGGGGGGGAUGGGUCCAUUUUGGGUGGAAGCCACAUCUGGGAGCCCAGUUGUCAUGUCUGGAUCAGGUUGGCUUGGCCACCACUGAAAAUAAGCAAUAAGUAAGGGCUCCUGGUAUCUGCAGAUCCGCAAACUGACCCAGGGAAGCACAGCUUUGAUGGGACCGUCCCCGCCUCCGGAAGGAAGUGACCCUGUCCCUCAUGCUGUGGUGGCGUCCGGGGGUCAGGUGCAGCCUUUCCGCCUGGACCCUCCUGCGCACCAUAGAGGCAGCAGAACCAGGCGCAGACCCACCGCUGCUCGUGUUCCUGAGCCAAGUGCAUGGGGAUGGCUUUCGAGGACAGAACUGUACCUGUGACAGUCAUCUAACGUAAUAAGCUGUUAAAAAAAAAAAAAAAGCCAGCAGCACCCCUGCCUGACCCCACGGGGCAGGGGGUGGGUGGGUGCAGUGGGACCCCACAGACGGGGGAGGGUCAGAGGAGCCUCACGACAGGGGCGGCCAGGGGCCAGGUGAGCACGAGUCCCAGCCCUGCCAGCAACACGGGCGUUGCGUCCGGUGACGUCGGGUGACCCUCCCCCCCUCCGGAGCCUUAGCUGUAGAAGCUCACGGUGGGGGGAGGGGUGUUGCCGAACUUGGUGCCCUUUCGUAAAGGUCCCUUUACGUUUCAGAUACUCUGAUUCUAGAUCUUGAAGCCCCACGUGACACCUGUACUGGGGCUUCAGUUCCCACUGUGAUGGAUGUCACCCUUCCAGCCUCACCCCAGGUGGCCAAGGCCAUCCUGGGAUCAGAAUCUGCUGAGCACAUUUUUUUAGGGUGGCACAUUUUUAUCCAAAAGUUAUUAGCUACACAUCAGUGUUUAAAGAGAAAAAAGUGACCUUUCAUUUUUUUUUUCUUGGAAACUUGAGAGGAAACGAAAUACAUACUACUGAUUUUUUUUUUUUUUUUAAAGGAACAAGCUAAAUGCAUGACUGCAGAGCGGUAGAGGUGUAUAUUUUUCAUACUGUAGGGGGGGGGAGUAUUUGUGCUGCUUUCUGGAAUUGGGCUGGAAUGUUUGGUUGCUGGCCCCGGGCCGUCAGCCAUGCUGUUCUCCAUGGUGGGUGACUGCCGUGAGAACAGGGGCCAGCCCCUCACCCGGCUCCAGGAGGAGCUGGGAGCUGUGGACCCCUGUGCCCGUUUCUACCUUCCACUGAACCACUUUGAUUUGGGGAGAGAAAAAGAAAUAGAACUUUUGAUAGUGUGGUAAAAACAUUGAUUUGAACUAUUUUAGUAAAAGGAGUAACAGAAGAUUGUGAUAGUGUAUACUUUGCGCUAGAUAAAUAAAGGCUCUUUGCAAGCCUC